This is a messenger RNA of Parasteatoda tepidariorum (common house spider), 961 nucleotides long. RefSeq lists its product as uncharacterized. The record is from RefSeq and is a predicted model, not a curated record. Lineage: Eukaryota; Metazoa; Arthropoda; Arachnida; Araneae; Theridiidae. Gene Ontology annotation, molecular function: DNA-directed DNA polymerase activity; DNA binding; nucleotide binding. Gene Ontology annotation, biological process: DNA replication.
UANCAGCUACGUAACAAUUGCUGCUUCGUGUAUGGCAUGCUUUAGGAGUCAACAUAUUACACCGAAGACGAUCGCCAUGGUCCCAGUUCAUGGAUACGCAAGUGACAACUAUAGCCGGGACAGUAUACGAUGGUUAGAUUUCAUUUCUGUUUCCGAAGGACGACAUAUUAGCCACGCAUUGAAUGGUCGAGGGGAAGUGAUUAUAGAUGGAUUGAAGGUAGACGGUUUUUGCGCUGAAACUAAUACUAUAUAUCAGUAUCACGGCUGUUUUUACCACGGAUGCGAGAAAUGUUUUGAUCCCGAUGCUGUCAAUCCUGUGUCUGGAGAGACGAUGAAUAAGCUUAGGACUCAAACAAAUAUAAUAUCGGAUCGACUGAAAAAAAAAGGAUAUACUUUGCAGGAAAUAUGGGAGCACGACUUUAAUGAUUUGAAGGUGAAAAAUUCAGAAUUAAAAACCUUUUUGGAAGAUCACGAAAUUGUUGAUCGACUUAACCCCCGCGAUGCUUUCUUUGGUGGUCGCACCAACGCAGUUAAACUUGUAUACGAGGGAAGUGCUAAAUAUAUAGAUUUUACAAGUCUAUAUCCAUGGUGCAAUAAAUAUUGCAGAUAUCCCAUUGGUCACCCAGCGAUAAUCACGGAUAAUUUUGAUGACGUUAACAAUUAUUUUGGUUUCAUAAAGUGUAAAAUUCUCCCACCACAUGGAUUGUAUCAUCCUGUACUACCUUAUCGGAAUCAAGGGAAGUUAAUGUUCCCGUUGUGUAGAUCCUGCUGUGAAUCUAGCCAAAAGACUCCAUGCACUCACGACGAAAAUCAAAGAUCAUUGAUUGGUACUUGGGUAUCAGAAGAAGUGAAGAAGGCAGUAGAAAAAGGUUAUAAAAUCAUAAAGGUAACUAUUAUUAUCUGAGAAACCAAAUUUUUAGUAAUAGGAAAGAAAAUGCUCAUAUACAUAUAUAUAUAUAUA